UUCACAAACACAUCAAAAACCCCAAAGAGAGAAAAAGAGAGUGAAAAAAUGGGUUUUGAAAUGAGGGUAUGUGCUUGGAUUGCAAUGACCAUUUUGGUCAUUUGCCUCUGUCCAUGUCUCUGUUUGGAAGAAACUAAUGGAGGAAUUUGCAACUUAUAUGAAGGGAGUUGGGUUUAUGAUGAAUCAUAUCCUCUUUAUGAUUCUUCAACAUGUCCUCAUAUUCGUGGAGAAUAUGAUUGCUUGAAAUAUGGUCGUGUUGAUAAAGAAUAUCUCAAAUAUAGAUGGCAACCAAGCAAUUGUAACUUAACAAGAUUUGAUGGAAAAAGUUUCUUGACAAAAUUCAAGGGAAAACAAAUCAUGUUUGUAGGAGAUUCAGUGAGUCUUAACCAAUGGCAAUCAUUAAUAUGCUUGCUUCAUUCCAGUGUACCUCAAGCUACAGUAAUACAAGAAGGUGGUGAUCCUAUAAAAAACUACACAUUCCAAGACUAUGAAGUUUCAAUUAGUGUCUUCCAUACUACAUAUUUGGUUGACAUUGAAGUGGAAAAAAUUGGACGAGUAUUGAAACUUGAUUCCAUUAAGAAUGGAAAUUUAUGGAAAAAUAUGGAUGUUUUGGUUUUCAACACUUGGCUUUGGUGGUACCGCAGAGGACCCAAACAACCAUGGGAUUAUAUUCAAAUAGGUGACAAAAUAGUGAAAGACAUGGAUCGCAUGGAAGCUUUUAGAACUGGUUUAACAACUUGGGCUAAUUGGGUUGACACUGAAGUUGAUACAAACAAAACUAAAGUUCUUUUCCAAGGAAUUUCACCUAUGCAUUACAAUGGGACACAAUGGCAAGAACCAGGAGUGACAAAUUGUGCAAAAGAGACAACACCAAUAAAUGGAUCAUCAUCGUUACUUGGAUUGCCACCAGCAUCAUAUGUAUUGCAAAGUGUGUUACAAAAUGUAACCAAAUAUGUUCAACUUUUCAACAUUACAGCUCUCUCAGAAUUAAGAAAAGAUGGACAUCCUAGUUCUCAUAAUAUCUUCCAUGGGAUGGAUUGUACUCAUUGGUGUGUAGGUGGGGUUCCAGAUACUUGGAAUGAGAUUUUAUAUGCAUCAAUUGUGAAUUAGAAUUAAGUGAUUACAAUAAUUUAUGUGGAUGUAGUUACAUUUUGAAUAAACAAUUAGAAA
Molecule: messenger RNA, 1170 nt
Organism: Trifolium pratense (red clover)
Lineage: Eukaryota; Viridiplantae; Streptophyta; Magnoliopsida; Fabales; Fabaceae
Product: protein trichome birefringence-like 38
Exons: 5
Coding region: 49-1110 (353 amino acids)
Cellular component (GO): Golgi apparatus
Molecular function (GO): O-acetyltransferase activity
Source: RefSeq, a predicted model, not a curated record